AUGAAGGGACAUCUGAGGUCCAUGUGCGGCAUUAACUUCCAAAACCAGAAAUCAACAUUUCUAUUGUUUCAUAAUCAAACAUUAUUUUUUGUACAUUAUCUUCAGGGUCCACACAUCGCUUCAGUGACAUUGGCUGCUUAUGAAUGUAACUCUGUGAAUUUCCCGGAACCUCCAUACCCAGAUAAAAUAAUCUGUCCAGAUGAGAAGUUGGAAGAGACAAUCUCACUAUGGGCCAUUAUUUCCAAAGUCAGGCUGGAGGCCUGCAUGUGGGGAGCUGGCACUGCAAUAGGAGAACUACCUCCCUACUUCAUGGCCCGAGCAGCUCGCCUGUCAGGCACAGAAACAGAUGAGGAGCUUGAGGAAAUACUGGAACGUGAUCAGAACGCAGAGGAUCUUCCCAAUCGAGCAAAGCUGGCUGUUCAGCACCUGGUGCAAAAAGUUGGAUUCUUCGGAAUUUUGGCCUGUGCUUCGAUUCCCAAUCCCCUCUUUGACCUGGCUGGAAUAACGUGUGGACACUUCCUUGUGCCGUUCUGGACCUUCUUUGGAGCAACUCUUAUCGGAAAAGCUAUCGUAAAAAUGCAUAUCCAGAAACUAUUUGUUAUUAUAAUGUUCAGCAGGCACAUAGUGGAACAGAUGGUGUCCUUGAUAGGGGCAAUUCCAAGCCUAGGCCCUUCACUUCAGAAACCCUUCAGAGAAUACUUGGAGGCCCAGAAAGCCAAGCUUCACCAUAAGACUGGCGAUGCAGUAGAAGCGAGUGAAAAUUGGCUGUCCUGGACCUUUGAAAAAGUAGUCAUCGUCAUGGUGUGCUACUUCAUUCUUUCCAUCGUUAACUCCAUGGCUCAGAGCUACGCUAAACGGAUCCAGUCACAGAAAUACACUGAAGAGAAAAUGAAAUGAAAAAUUAACCUUUUUAUUUUAAAAAAAGUGACUGAACAAGGCCCAGGGUAGAUAAUAAUUCAUAAAAACCAUCUGUUGCUUCUUUGUUCCUCAAACUGGAAUUAAUUUUAAGGAAGCAAAAUGGAUCGGGGUUGGGGGGGAACUAUUAUAAAUCUCUACAUUUACAGGCUCUGAAAAAAACAUUUCCUUGAUUAGCACAGGUACUAGAGUUUGGAGUCCACAUUCAUGGAUUCUUACCUAUUUGUUGUUGUCUCCAGUUUUUUUUUUUAAAAAAAGUUUGAAAGUAUCUUCAUUUCAGUUGACGUCACAGGAAAUUGCAGGAUGUAUGUAAAUAUUAAGUAUCGAACCCCAUUGAAAUAUCAUUCACUUGCUCCAAAUUAACUUGGGCACAGUGCUGAAUAGGCCCUCAGUAUGAUCUGUGGAAGUAAAAUUGCAUUAGCUCCUUGAACUCUGUCAAUUAGAGGAGCAAAUUUGUUCAGUGCCUAUUUUUGAAUUGGAAUCUUCUGACAAGCAAAGCAAACAAUAUUGUCAGCUCAAAAACAUAAUGGUGGCAAUGUUUUAAUGACCUUUAAUCUAACAAGGACUUCUUGAUAAUAAGUUAAAUUCUUUUCAGAGAUUACUAAAUUUAGAAUAGCUAAAUCGUGACAUUUUAAUAUUUUUCUUCCUUUUAUUGCAUCUUACUUCCAUUACCCCUCUUUCUACUGCACCUCACUAAAUAGAUACAUCUUUGCUGUGGAGAUUUCAUAGUGCAGGUUCUUCAGCAACUGUACAAACUAUGAUUUGUUGCCACAAGCUUUAUACAUUGAGGGUCCCAUCAGUAUUCCAAUUUCCAAUGUUUAAGUGAGGUGCUAAAGACCCGGCCAUCGUUUUAAGGCUUAUCAAAUUGGCCGAGAAGAGAAAGCAUUAGUAUUGAUGGCUAUUAUUUUGUUCCCCUCACACAUGUUGAUGGAGGAUAGAUUUGGAGAGACCGACAGUAUAUGUAGACUAUGUCAAAAAGGUAAAUAGAUUUUUGAUUUCUAGUAUUUAUUACCUCAACCUCUGUAUUAUCUUGUCUAUCUCUUAAUGGGGUUGUAUAUUGUCUUGUGCCCUAUAUAGCACAAAACAUUUAAACUGAUAUUGCUCAUCUCUGCUCAUAUUUUCCAUAAUGAUGGUGAAAGAAAAGCUAUUAGAAGCUAUCCAUCUUUAACCGUAUGUACAAAAAGCAACAUCAGUUUUUGUUCUGUAAAUUUUAACAUGAUAAAUUUAAUCUGACUUUAUAAAACUACAUUCAGUCAUUCUACAGACUGAACCUUAGUCUACGUCUGUCAGUUUUUGUGGGGAAUGUCAUAAUUGUGUAUAUAUAUAUCCAAAAUUUCAUCUGCCCAUUAUGUAUAAACUCAAAUGAUGCUGAUCCUACAUAGUAAUUUGUAUACUACCAUUCGUAAAGUAAUAUGUUUUGUGUUUACAUAGGUACAAUUAUCAGAAAUGAAUUAAGGAAACAAAUUUGUCUUUGUUUUAGGCUGUAGAGUAUUUCUUAAAUUAUUCACAUGCAAAACACAUUGCAUGAAAGAGACAAUUCAGAAGCUUCCUCCAGGAGCUGUUUGAACUAAAACUCAGAAUCUAUGUUAAUUACUGCAUUUUCUAACGAGAAUAAAAUUGGAACUGAAGUAUUAUCUCUCUAGGAUUUCCAUCAAAUUUUGUGAACUUAUAAUAUUAUGGUUUUGUGUUCCAAGAUACUGUUUUGUUCAGUGCACUAGGUGAUCCCAAAUUGGAAUUUUGGUUGCAACUGUUCUCCAAGUGGGCUUCAUCUGGUGCAACAGUGGGCCAGUAAUGUCAAGUCAAGGAAGUAGUACAUCUAAAACAAUUUCUAUUUCUAGUAACACAACAAUAUUUUACAGGUAGUUUGCCUCCAGAGGCAUUUUGACCAGUUCUAUGAGCAUGCUAUCUUAUUAAACAUUUUCAUUAAUGUUUGGAGAAUUGAUCUAUUAAGGGAAAUAAUGAGUGUCUUUGUGAAGUUACUCAUGACAUCACCAUACCUCAUUAUUAUCGCAUGAGGAAAUGUAAAUGACCCUGGUAGAUAGUCAUUAUUACUUCCUAUAAUGUAAACUAGAGCAUUAUUUUAUAAUAUUUAUAAAGUAGAUGAUGUGAAUUCAUGGAAAGCAGAUGUUGUAUUGUGUGAAAUUUAAAAACUUUAAACUAGGAAUUCAGUCCUAAUUCUGUUGUACAAUGUGUUUCAUCUUUUUCAUACUUUUUUUUUUAAGGGGUGUGUGUGUGUGUGUGUACCUUCUUGACCAUGUUAAUCCUCUCUUCGGGGAUGAGGCUGGAUUAAUGAUCAUUGUUGGCUGAUCUCAAAGCAACAAUGUGGUGUACCCAGUGGAAUCCACCAAUACUAUGCAAUGCUACAGUAUGACCAACAAUCAAGUAAACCUAUCCUUGAAGAUUUGAUAGUUUGAAUUUCUGCUAAAUCUGGGAUUUAAAUCUGUAAUCAUCUGGCACAGCAAACUGGUGCUCUUUUAAUGUACGUUUGUUCAACUCAGAAAAUACAUUAGACAUUUAACACAAGUUCCAUUAUUCCAGCUAUUUGGACUUCUAUCUUCCAUACUGAAUAUCAAAAUUUAAUGCUCAGAAGAUAUUCAUACUAACUUAAAUGAAUAAAAUUUCUGUAUACCCUCA
This is a messenger RNA of Rhincodon typus (whale shark), 3549 nucleotides long. RefSeq names its product vacuole membrane protein 1 (gene vmp1). Lineage: Eukaryota; Metazoa; Chordata; Chondrichthyes; Orectolobiformes; Rhincodontidae. The transcript has 9 exons. Gene Ontology annotation, biological process: autophagy; Golgi organization. Gene Ontology annotation, cellular component: endoplasmic reticulum; endomembrane system; membrane. The record is from RefSeq and is a predicted model, not a curated record. Bases 1 to 897 code for a protein of 298 amino acids.